GGGACGUGCGUGCUCACCUACGCCCCCCUCGACGUCGACGCCAUCAUCCGCUCCGUGGGCGACGACGGCGCGGGCGCUACCGCCGUCUUCAUCGGCACGACGCGGGAUUCGUUCAAAGGCAAAGUCGUCGUCAAACUCGAGUACCAAGCCUACUCCAAGCUCGCGAUCAAGACGAUGACGGAGAUCAUACAAGCGGCUCAGGUCGGCGCAUCGGCGGCGGGACGCUCUCCCUCGUCGCACGCGCCCCUUCCUCCCCCUCCUCCCCCGCCGCCAUCCACAUCACCCUCGGCCCUCACGGCGUCGGCGUCACCACCGCCACCCCCCUCGCUCCUCCUGCACACCAUCCUGCACCACCGCCUCGGCCCCGUCCCCGUCGGGCAGCCCUCCAUCGUGAUCGCCGUGUCCUCACCGCACCGGCGCGAGGCGUUCGCAGCGUGCGAGGAGAUAUUGGAGCAGGUCAAGAUGAGGGCUCAGAUCUGGAAGAGGGAGUAUUAUGAGGGG
Molecule: messenger RNA, 501 nt
Organism: Serpula lacrymans var. lacrymans S7.9
Lineage: Eukaryota; Fungi; Basidiomycota; Agaricomycetes; Boletales; Serpulaceae
Exons: 2
Biological process (GO): Mo-molybdopterin cofactor biosynthetic process
Cellular component (GO): cytosol
Source: RefSeq, a predicted model, not a curated record